CAUUUGUAUCUAUCACCUAGUAUAUUUGCCGUGUUUUUGAUGUGUAAAAUCUGCCUUGCAACGUUCAGAUCUCAGUUGUUUAAAGAUGUUUUAGACCAGUAUGAAGUUCGAGUGGCUCCUUUUGAUGAGAAAUCUGAAGCAAUCAGACUGCAAGUUUUUGUAAAUUUAAUGUCAAUUCGUGAUGUUAAUGAAAAGGACCAAUCUUUUGAAACGGCUUUUUGGUUAAAUUUACUGUGGAAAGACUGGCGCUUAAAAUGGAAUUCUUCAAAUUAUCGAGGAAUCAGUGAAAUACAGACCACUUCAAAAAAUGUAUGGAUGCCAAGUUCUAUUUGUAUCUUUAACGAAAUGUCCGAGAAAAAAUGCUUCACAGAGGAGAAGCCCACCACUGUAUUCAGUAAUGGAUAUGUCAUGUAUUCGACGGCGAGAGAAAGUGUGACACAGUGCAAAAUAGAUAUCGCAAAAUAUCCAUACGACUCGCAGAUGUGUUCCUUUCAUGUAGGUAAUUUGUUUUCUGAUUAUGAUUACAUUAACUUGGAUGCAAACUUAUCUUUACUAUUUGUCAACCACUAUGAACAAAACGAACAAUGGGAGGUUACGAACACUGCUCUAUACUUACACACAGUGAAUUCAGAGCGACCUGAGUAUAACCUGCUUAACUUUGAUAUCCAUAUCAAAAGGAAACCAGGAUAUGUGAUCCUGUCUGUUUUACUUCCGGUUGUUCUGCUAUCCGUUCUAAAUAUCUUCUGCUUUGUAUUACCAGUUGAUUCUGGAGAAAAAAUGGGUACCUCAAUGGCAAUCUUCCUAACCUUUGCUGUAUUUUUGACCAUCAUCAAUGAUACCAUGCCUAAGUCCGAAAAUAUUCCUUAUUUCACCGUUUACCUCGCAUCCCAGCUUGUGUUUAGUGGAGUAACUGUCAUUAUGGAGGCCAUAGUACUUAGAGUUUCUGUAACAACGGAAUCAAGUCAAGUUAGAUCGGUAGAAAAAACUGAAAGCAAGGACAGAAAUUUGUUGAUGCAAAUUGCAAAGAAAGUAUGCACUCAACAUACAGCUUCAAGUCUCGACAAAGUGUUUAUGACAAUCAUGAUUAUUGUCAAUGUUUGUUCUCUCGUCACAAUGUUAAUAAAAACAAACUAAAUUUCAAUUUGACCAUAAUUUCAAGUUUCUACAAUCAACAUAAGUGAUAAUUUAGCUACUUGUUUUUAAUGGUGAUUAGUAUGCGUAAACCUUGCUAUGCGUAAAGAAUAAACUUACAGUCAUUCUUUGUAUAAGAAAAGUAAAUGUACAGUAUAUCAUCAUUUAAAUUUUUCUUCAUUGUAUUAAAUAUGCAUUUUGAGAACACAAAGUACGCAAGAAAGCGUGUUAGGCUACAUUUGUUUCAGUUUUAUAUAUAUUCAUUACAUUAUAUAAGUAGGGCCUGUUUGGGAGGAUAACAGUUGAAAUUGACACCCCGAGAAAACCAUUGUUAACCUCCGACAAUGGUUUUUUCUGGGUGUCGCGGAGGUUGACAAUGGUUUUCUCGGGGUGUCAAUUUCAACUGUUAUCCAAAUAUCCCAAACAGGCACUGUUUAAUUUAUUAUACUGAAUAUCUUAAUAUUAGAGAAAAUGUUACUGCUUAUAUAUAGAAAUGACGUGAACUAUACAGCGAAUCGUACGCACAUUAUUUACGCGCAUGUAACAAUUCCUUGUGUUACCCGUUGCCAAGUGUAUUGCUAACGCUAAAGGUAAUAGAACGGAUUAUCAACUGCGUCUAAACCAAUCAGAUUUUAGUAUUUAACAUGAAAGUAUAAUAAAAAAUUUUGCAGUCUGUUUUUUCUUGCCGCGUGUACGUUAAAUUUCUUUUACUUUCUUGUUUUUCUGAUAAAAGAAAGACGCUUUAUUACAUCAAUUAGAAGUGCAGAUAUCUAAUUUAGCAAAACUAAACAAUGUCAUUUUCUGAACUGUGUUGCUUUAUCUUGUAAAGAUGAAAAGGAUGUUUCAAUCUGCGAGUCAGUCAUUAUGUUUACACUUUGCUUCAUCGGCUAUUUAGAAAAUUUAAAUGAUAGAUUUAUUAGAAUAGUUUGUUGUGUUGACUCAUCACUUUAAAGCAUUGUUUUUAUAAAUUAUAGCAUGAAAUCGCUCAGAACCAUUUAAAAUCUGAACUUUAUGUAAUAAAGAAUUCAAAUCAAUAAAACCCAUUAGAACCUAUUUCGUUAAAGCUGUAGGAUGGUCCUACAAUGUUGGUGUUUGCAUUAACGACCAGCUUAUUCAAAAUAUGAAAAUUGUUAUAUUAUGUUGAAAGAAGAACUAAAUACACACGCAAUUCGAACGUCCUUGAACUAUUUUUCUUACUGUUGAUGUCAUGUUGUUCUAAUUUUACAGAUAUUCUUGUAUUUUUUUCAAUUGCGAAAUAAAGUUCUUUCAUAUAC
This is a messenger RNA of Magallana angulata, 2405 nucleotides long. RefSeq names its product neuronal acetylcholine receptor subunit alpha-7-like. The coding region runs from base 40 to 1134 and encodes 364 amino acids. Gene Ontology annotation, biological process: signal transduction; chemical synaptic transmission; monoatomic ion transmembrane transport. The record is from RefSeq and is a predicted model, not a curated record. Gene Ontology annotation, molecular function: transmembrane signaling receptor activity; extracellular ligand-gated monoatomic ion channel activity; neurotransmitter receptor activity. The transcript has a single exon. Lineage: Eukaryota; Metazoa; Mollusca; Bivalvia; Ostreida; Ostreidae. Gene Ontology annotation, cellular component: neuron projection; synapse; membrane.